Messenger RNA from Drosophila innubila, 1284 nucleotides. RefSeq names its product inositol polyphosphate 1-phosphatase (gene Ipp). Bases 76 to 1209 code for a protein of 377 amino acids. The transcript has 2 exons. The record is from RefSeq and is a predicted model, not a curated record. Gene Ontology annotation, biological process: phosphatidylinositol phosphate biosynthetic process. Gene Ontology annotation, molecular function: inositol-1,4-bisphosphate 1-phosphatase activity. NCBI's taxonomy places the organism in Eukaryota, Metazoa, Arthropoda, Insecta, Diptera, Drosophilidae.
UAUGGAAUAAGUGAAACCUUACAAGCGAAAUUUAAAAAAAAAAUGUAAAAAAAAGUUUGCAUUAAGACACUCAGAAUGGGCGAGAACAUAAAUUUGGUCCGUGCUCUUAUCAACUGUGCAGAGAAGGCGGCAAACAUCGCACGACUGUGUCGCUCCAACGAAGAACUUCUGGCGCUCCUGGUUCAGGAGAAAACUGGAGCUGAGGCAAAUGAACGUUUUGAGCAUGAUUUCAAGACGCUGGCAGAUGUGCUUAUACAGGAAACUAUCAAGCAUGAGGUGGGCGAGCUGUUUCCAGCCAUGCGUGAUGCCAUUCAAGGUGAAGAAUCGCCGAAUUUCACCAACAAGCUGGGUGACAAAGUAACCAUUGUUGUGGGAGACACUGAAGAUGAAACUUCAGCCUGUCUGGGCGCUGUACUCGGUGACCACAAAGCAGCUGCCAACGCGCUCGCUGCUGGGGUGCAUCAGAAGGUCGUCUACCACAACGACAAACUAGGCGACAUCCCCGAAUUACCAGCUGAUAUUGACUAUAGUAAUUUAGGCAUUUGGAUUGAUCCCAUUGAUGCCACUGCUGAGUACAUUUCUGGAGACACUAUAUUCACAAACUUUCCUGGCAUUACGUCCACGGGCUUAGACUGUGUUACAGUGCUAAUUGGUGUCUACGAACGUGACUCCGGAAUACCAGUUAUGGGUGUAGUCGCACAGCCUUUUGGCAACAAGCUGGAGGAGCUUGUUUACAGUUCUUCGUUGUAUUGGGGUAUCUGCUUGCCUACAGUGCAGGCUCACAACUGCAACUUUGGGCCACGCGAGGACCAAAGGCGUGGCCAAAUUGGCAUUUUCUCUAGCUCGGAGGAUUCAAAAAUACUGCAACGCUUCCUCGAUCUUAAAUACGAGUUGGCCUUCUCCGCGGGCGCUGGUCACAAAGCGCUUAAGGUUAUCUCCAACGACGCGAACGUUUACAUGCUAAGCAAAGGAUCAACAUUCAGAUGGGACACCUGCGCACCGCAAGCAAUUCUACGUGCUUUAGGUGGCGAUGUCCUUGAUUACGCUACUAGCGUCGCAGAGCAGCGUGCUGUGCCAAUAAAGUAUCUCGCACCCGACGCAAAUCAAAUGGUGUCGGACUCCGACUGGAAACGCAAUGCGAAUGGCUUAAUAGCCGUGCGAGAUUUUGAAACGUUAAAGGAACUUCUCCCCAAGCUGAAGGCGGACUAAAUGUUGUUAUGUUAUUGCUGUUGUACCUUAUUGAUGUUUGUAUCAAAUAAAAAAGAUCUCACCAACUCAUUUGAA